Molecule: messenger RNA, 1379 nt
Organism: Aphanomyces invadans
Lineage: Eukaryota; Oomycota; Saprolegniomycetes; Saprolegniales; Verrucalvaceae
Exons: 1
Coding region: 1-1173 (390 amino acids)
Cellular component (GO): cytoplasm
Molecular function (GO): electron-transferring-flavoprotein dehydrogenase activity; flavin adenine dinucleotide binding
Source: RefSeq, a predicted model, not a curated record
AUGAGCGCGCCCAAGCAAGUCGUUGUCGUCGGCGGAGGAUAUGUCGGCAUCCACUUUACCCAAGCACUGGCCAAGCUCCUGCCUGCCUCCGCGGUUGAGAUCACCGUCAUUGAGAAGAAUGAGUUCACAUACCAUUGCAUCGGCGUCCCACGCGCAUUCGUCGACCCGUCCUACGUGAGGAAGUUGUUCAUUCCUCUGGACAAGGCCCUUCCUGCAUCUCACACGAAGAUCAUUCGCGGACUUGCCGAUUCCAUUGACGGUAACGAAGUUCGCGUCCGCAAGAUUGUCGACAACGUCGUUGACGAAGCGACGACCAACAUCCCUUUUGACUACUUAAUUCUUGCGACCGGGAGCAGCUACACGUCACCAAUCAAAGUGCCGACCACCUUGUACACGCGCGAAAACAUCGAAAGCGCCAUCGUGGACACUGCGAACCACAUCAAAGCCGCGUCAUCCGUUUUGAUCGUUGGAGGCGGGGCUGUCGGCGUGGAAGUGGCAGGGGAGAUCGCCACCGCAUAUCCCAACAAGACGGUCACAAUCGUGGACGGGAACGACAAACUCAUCAGCAGCAGCGCCUUGACCGACAAAUUCCAAGCCACCUUGAAAGCCCGAUUGAGCGAACUCAACAUCAAGUUGGUGCUGGGGGAGCGUUUACCGUCUCGUGAAGCUGCCCAUGGAUUUGAAAAGAAAACGAUCCAAACAGACAAGGGCACGAUCAUCGAGGCUGACGUGCAAAUCGUAGCAGCGGGCAGUUCCCCCAACUCGUCGUUGAUUCAAUCGCUCGAUCCGUCACUUCUUACAGCCCACGGUGCAGUAAAAGUGACUGCAAGUCUCCAACUCGACGACCCCCGAUAUUCCACGAUUUUCGCCAUCGGAGACAUAAACAACCACCCAACGCCCAAAUUAGCAUACAAUGGAAAGCUUCAAGCUACUCAUUUGGUCAAGGAAUUGGCUGCCCUCAUCAAACGAGGCGGCUCUGGGGAAGUGGCUCCAUACGUGACAGGGUCUGUCGAAGGCAUUUUCAUUCCACUCGGCCCUGCUGGCGGGGUUGGUCAACUUCCCUUAUUUGGCGGGGUUGUCGUGGGGAACUUUGCCGUCCGCCUCCUCAAAGCCAAGGACUACUUUGCGUCUCAGUUCUGGAGCGCAUGGAAUGCUGUGUUGCCAGCUGCAUGAGCACGAUGCCAUGGCUGGUUGGACUACCCGAAUGGAUACUACCAACGUCCUUCGAGAGCAAGUAGUUGUGUCAUGGGUGGCUAAAGAGAUUUGCAUGUUUUUUUUUGACAAGUCAGAAGCGAAGCGAUCAUGACUCCAGGUGGGGCCCGCCACCAUCGAAACCCUUGUGUACGAGCACCAAUAAAUACAAGCAUUUUUGAACGACA